Scedosporium apiospermum is the source of this 1656-nucleotide messenger RNA. RefSeq lists its product as uncharacterized. Lineage: Eukaryota; Fungi; Ascomycota; Sordariomycetes; Microascales; Microascaceae. The coding region runs from base 1 to 1656 and encodes 551 amino acids. The transcript has 8 exons. The record is from RefSeq and is a predicted model, not a curated record.
AUGACGAGCCCAAAUCCGUGGAGCAAAACGGGUCUGGGGCUCAAAGGUGACAGCCCUGAUACCGCCCUACCUGCCCCUAAUUCUCCCCAGCCUUGUCUCUCCAUGGGAGGCCAUCAAGAGGCGCGAACGGCCGAUCCCCAAAUUCCCAAGACUCCCCCCUGCAUCUCGAAUGCACCUGGUUCAACACAAGCCGGGACCCCCAUCGAACCACCCAGCGCUUUGGCUUGUAUGCCAAUGGCAGUCAUCGAUAAACAAGCCUCUGAAUCGCAGCGUGAUGCUCGAAAGCUGUCACCAACGGCCUCUUGUUUCCAGCCGAGUUCGAGCUUUCUCGUUAACAGCCGCCACGACGCUCUAGGUGGAUCAUAUGCCCCCCUCAUGUCGCCCUACGCCGCGAUGACUUCACAGUUAUCGAGUGCCGAGCUUGGGGUCUCCCGUCACCUCCUUUUCACAUCAUCUAGCAGCACCGUCAUCCCAGCAGAUGUCGAUGUGUUUAUGGAAACUCUGCGCCAGCUCGGAUUCCAGUGCAAGGGCACAAGGGUCUCGCAAGCCCUUGGGACAUUCACGUCUGUCUACUUCACGGACAUUCGGGAUGCGUGUUUCGUAUUUGCAAAUUCCUACCGCUCGCACAUGAAUUGGAAUGUUCAGUAUGUGUCCGGCAUCACAAAUGCGAACCCGCCUCCAAGCUGUACAGCGUUGCCAGAAGGUCAAAUAAUGGUCGUCGCAACCGUACAGUCUGGUGUGAAGCUUGACGACCACGGUGCGGAGGCCGCCAUUUGUCAGUUGCUCCAUUCCCAUUCGGAAAUCUUCUCGAUGAAGCAGCUAGCCCCCUUCCGGGGCGGAGUAUUCAGGGUCAUCGUUGAAUAUUGUGACGCUGGAGCGGCGCAUAGAGCGGUGACAAGACUUACCGGAAUGGCCAUAGAGGGGGUGCAAAUCGAGGCGACCGCGCAUUCCCAGGACCUUACUACACCUUCCAAUAGGUUUCUUCAAAUCCCUGCGGAUCAGAUGAUUCACCGAGAAGGGUACGUGGGUGAGAUCUCCUGCAUCAGUGAAGAAUCACCCAGUCGAGCGGAUGGCCCAGGGUAUAAGCAGGUGGGUGGAAUUCAGCAACAGGUUGAGCGGUUGCCCAUGUCGCCAGACUCGCUGCGGUCUCCGGGAAGCAUGUAUUCGGUCAUCAUGCUUCGAAACAUCCCAAACAAGGUUGACCAGGCUAUGCUUAAACGGAUUGUCGAUGAGUCGAGCUGGGGGAAGUACGACUUCAUGUAUUUGAGGAUUGAUUUUGCAAAUGACUGCAAGAAUUGUUUCAAGAGCGACAAGGUUGCGGAAAUAUCAUAUGCGACCAUCCAGGGAAAAGAUUGUCUCGUCCAGAAGUUUCGAAAUAGCUCCGUGAUGCUGGAGCCACCUCACUAUCGGCCCAAGCUGUUUUUUACCUCCAAUGGUCCGAAACCUGAGCUAGCUGGCCAGGAGGAGCCAUUCCCGAAACCCGAUAACCAGUCCAAGAUGAAAAGGAGCUGUGAGAACGCCGAGCACGUUGGCCAACACUUUCGUGACGAACAACGCCGCCGGCGUUCACAGUAUGAUCGCGGUACGAGACUAGCAGCCCUCGAGGAGUAUGAGUAUGACGCUUCCAUCCAGCAUCCCCACGACCAGCGCUACUAG